This is a messenger RNA of Penaeus indicus, 9283 nucleotides long. RefSeq names its product E3 ubiquitin-protein ligase HECTD1-like (gene Ufd4). The record is from RefSeq and is a predicted model, not a curated record. Lineage: Eukaryota; Metazoa; Arthropoda; Malacostraca; Decapoda; Penaeidae. Bases 645 to 8324 code for a protein of 2559 amino acids. The transcript is spliced from 36 exons. Gene Ontology annotation, biological process: anatomical structure development; proteasome-mediated ubiquitin-dependent protein catabolic process; protein K63-linked ubiquitination. Gene Ontology annotation, cellular component: nuclear speck. Gene Ontology annotation, molecular function: metal ion binding; protein binding; ubiquitin protein ligase activity.
GUGACGUGGUGGUGGUGUGGUGGCGAAGCGCUGCGCUCGCGGGCUCGGAAUCGUGGUACUGUGCUGAGGCUGGUCGUCCCGGGGACUUCUGUUUCGCGUGCGAGGACGGAGGAGGAGAAGCGUCGCGGGCGUGCGGGUGCUAUGUGAAGCGACGCCGCUGGCACGCGCCCCGUGUGCCCUCGGAACGCAGCGCCUCGCUCCCUACGGCCGCCCGUGGGUCUGUGAGUGGAGGCUCCGGGUGGGAUUCCUGCCGCCUCUCCCCUCGGCGUGUGGUGCAUCUCGCCCAGUGUGGCCUCGGCGGCUGUGUCAUGUGGAUCGGCGAGGAGUGGUGCGCACGUGGAGGCGAGGACCCAGAUCGCUUGCAUGAUGGCUAGUGUGUGAAGUACUUGCUGCGCGGUGGCCAGCUGGCCUUCCUCGUGACAGCGCGAAUCGCGAACUCGCAAGCAUUGUGUGCAGUGGAUGACAAUUGUCGCGCCCUGCUGCAUGGAUCUAACAGUGCUAAUUAUUUGCGCGAGAACUAGUGCACAAACUGUACUCCGGUGCUCCUUCGCGUCGAAAUUCGCAUGAAGAAGGAGUGAGUCGUCACCACCGGAGCCGCGCUCGACAAACGUGACCCAGAGGAGUGCAGUCUCUUCCCCUUCACCAUGGAGGACUCUAUGAUGGCGGACGUGGACCCGGAGACGCUGCUGGAGUGGCUGCAGAUGGGGCAGGGCGAGGAGCGCGACAUGCAGCUCAUCGCCCUCGAGCAGCUGUGCAUGUUGCUGCUCAUGUCCGAUAACGUCGACAGGUGCUUUGAAAGCUGCCCGCCAAGGACCUUCCUGCCAGCCCUCUGCCGCAUCUUCCUGGACGAGUGCGCGCCAGACAACGUCCUCGAGGUGACAGCGCGCGCCAUCACCUACUACCUCGAUGUGUCCGCCGAGUGCACCCGCCGCAUCACCACCGUCGAGGGCGCCAUCAAGGCCAUGUGCAACCGCCUUGUUGUUGCUGACGUCACAUCCAGGACGAGCAAAGACUUGGCUGAACAAUGUAUAAAGGUCCUGGAACUGAUUUGCACCCGGGAGGCAGGCGCCGUGUUCGAAGCCGGCGGCCUGAACUGCGUCCUGUCCUUCAUCCGCGACAAUGGCCACUUGGUCCACAAAGACACCCUGCACUCGGCCAUGCACCUGGUCUCGAGGCUGUGCGGGAAGAUGGAGCCCGCCGACCCCGGCCUGGCCCCCUGCGUCGAGUCGCUGUCCACGCUGCUCCGGCACGAGGACCAGCAUGUUGCAGAUGGAGCUCUCCGCUGUUUUGCUUCUCUGGCCGAUCGGUUCACCCGCCGUGCUCAGGACCCUGCCCCCCUUGCACAGCACUGCCUUGUUACACACCUUCUAGCUCGCUUGGCUGGUGCAGCACCCCAGCCUGCUCCAGGGGCUGCUGCUGCUGCUCCAGGUGCACCUGCUGCCACGCCAGAAAACUCAAAGACAUCUGCAUCUGUCUCCACUGUGAUCUCCCUGCUCUCCACACUUUGUAGAGGCUCACCCAGUAUUACUCAUAAUCUGUUGAGAUCUGAACUACCUGAUGCCAUAGAGAAAGCCCUACAAGGAGAUGAGCGCUGUGUGCUGGACACCAUGCGCUUAGUAGACCUAUUGCUGGUGCUGCUUUUUGAAGGGCGGAAAGCCCUGCCAAAGUCAGGGAUGAGCACUGUGGCAAGCCGUCUGCCAGGGCUAAGGCGAAUGGACAGUUCUGGAGAGAAGACCCAUCGUCAGCUUAUAGACUGCAUUAGAAGUAAAGAUACAGAUGCUCUCAUAGAUGCCAUAGACAGUGGGGGUAUCGAAGUGAAUUUCAUGGAUGAUGUGGGUCAGACCCUCCUCAACUGGGCAUCAGCAUUUGGUACUCAGGAGAUGGUGGAGUUCCUUUGUGAAAGAGGUGCUGACGUUAAUAAAGGCCAAAGAUCGUCCUCUCUUCACUAUGCAGCAUGCUUCGGCCGCCCACAAAUAGCCAAAGUUUUAUUGCGUCACGGUGCAAACCCUGACCUCCGGGAUGAAGAUGGGAAGACUCCCUUAGAUAAAGCAAGGGAAAGAAAUGAUGAAGGUCACAGAGAGGUUGCAGCCAUCCUGCAGAGUCCAGCUGAAUGGCUGGUAGUGGCAGAUGGAAAGUCUACUAUCUCCUCACAGGAUAAGAAAACAGUAGAAGAGGGAAACAGUGCAAAUAUUGAAGGCGAGGCAGAAAUUGGAGAACCACGUGGCGAUGUGGAAAUGGCGCCAGUGUACCUCAGUCGUCUUCUUCCUGUGUUCUGUCACACCUUCCAAGCCACAAUGGUCCACACAGUUCGGAAGGCUUCGCUUAGUAUUUUAAGAAAGAUGGUACAUUAUAUACCUGCACCACUGCUUCAUCAGGUGUGUGGUGGUGAGGGGACAACAAUCAGCACAAGCACUAAUAAUAUCAAUGCAAGUACCAGCACUGCCAACACCCUUCUGGGCUCGCAGUUAGUGGAGGUCAUUGCUCUCGUCCUUGGCAAUGAGGAAGAUGAAGACGGUCACCUGGUGGCACUGCAGAUGGUAGAUGACCUCUUGAGCAAGGCUGCCCCUUUGCUGCUGGAACACUGCGCUCGUCUGGGGGUCAUCAGUAAAGUAGGGUCACUGGCAGGCCCAUCUGACCCGCCCAUUGAAGAAUAUAGCUCAAAGGGCAAGGACGAUCAGGAGCAGCUCAUGCUUGGUGAACUCCUUACAAGCAGUCACUUGUUUGGACUUCAUCGUAAGGAGGGAGACGAGCCAGGUAUGGAGGAUGCCAAGGAGGUGGUUCCUGGGAAGGCCUACCACUGGCGGGACUGGUGUGUGGCCCGUGGAAGGGACUGCCUCUACAUUUGGAGCGACGCAGCUGCACUAGAGCUGUCCAAUGGAUCCAAUGGCUGGUUCCGCUUCAUCCUGGAUGGGAAGCUGGCCACCAUGUACUCGUCGGGGAGCCCUGAGGGGGGAUCAGAGAGCACAGCAGAGAACCGCAGUGAAUUUCUAGAGAAGCUUCAGCGGGCCAAGUCAGCUGUGCGACCAGGGAGCCCCAGCCAGCCUGUUUUGUCCACUCCAGGGCCUGCACGAUUGGUCAUUGGGAACUGGUCUUUGCAGUGCAAGAAGGAGGGUGAGCUCCACAUCCACAACUCUGAUGGUCAGCAACAAGCCACUAUCUUGAGAGAAGACCUGCCCGGCUUCAUUUUUGAGAGCAACAGGAACACCAAGCACUCCUUCACAGCUGAAACGUCCCUGGGCCCAGAGUUCCAUGCCGGGUGGACAGGGCGGCGAGGGAAGAGGUUCCGGUCUAAGGUGGAGGCAAUGAAACAGAAGGUCAAAGGUUUAGCCCGUGAUGUUUACGAAAAAUACUUCAAAGCAGCACAGACCCAGCCACGUGGGGUGGUAGCCAAAUUAGGAAAUAUUGUGGCACAAAUUGAAAGGGCUUGUCAGAAACAGGUUAGUAACAAGAACAGUGGAGAAUGGACCGAGAUCCUGAGAGCUGCAGUCGAGGACCUAGUCACCCUCCUGCGCGACGAAAGCACAGUCUCUGCCUACGAGUUGCAUUCUUCCGGCCUUGUUCAAGCUCUUCUGACGCUUCUCAGCCCAGGCACAGCUCAACAUAUUCCCGAAGACAACAGACAGGUUUCCCAGCGACGACUUAACAAGAUGAUCAAGCAGCGGAGAAAUGUCUUCAAGAGCUGCUUUAAGGACAAAGUAGAUGAAGAGACAGCCACAAUUAGCACUUCUGUAAGCCCUGGGACACAGCUUGUACGCAAACUGGUGUCAGUGCUAGAAAGUGCAGAAAAACUACCCUUGUAUAUAUAUGACAUUCCUGGAGCUGGCUCGGGCCUGCAGGUGUUGAGUAGACGUCUUAGAUUUAGACUCGAAAGAGCACCUGGAGAGAGCUCUCUGAUUGAUAGGAAUGGAAGAACCCUUAAGAUGGAACCAUUAGCCACAGUUGAGCAACUUGAGCGAUACCUUCUCAAAAUGGUUGCAAAGCAGUGGUAUGAUUUUGAUAGAGCCUCCUUUGCUUUUGUCCGCAAACUGAAGGAGGGCCAGAAACUCACAUUUAAAUGCAACAGAGAUUUUGAUGAGAAUGGCAUUAUUUAUUGGAUUGGAACAAAUGCAAAGACUGCAUACGAAUGGGUCAAUCCAGCUUCUGUUGGCCUAGUGGUAGUGACAUCUAGUGAGGGGCGUAAUCUUCCCUAUGGGCGUCUAGAAGACAUACUUAGCCGUGACCCGUCAGCCCUGAACUGCCACACCAAUGACGAUAAGCGAGCCUGGUUUGCUAUUGAUCUCGGCGUGUGGUUUGUGCCGUCAGCUUAUACUCUCCGACAUGCAAGAGGUUAUGGCAGAUCGGCCCUUCGUAAUUGGAUGUUCCAGGUUUCUAAAGAUGGCAUGACUUGGACAACCUUGUACACUCAUGUGGAUGACUGCUCGCUCAAUGAGCCAGGCAGCACUCACACAUGGUUCAUUCAGCCACAACAAGAUGAAAAGACUGGAUGGAGACAUGUACGUAUUCAGCAAACAGGUAAAAAUGCAUCUGGUCAGACCCAUUACCUCUCUCUCUCUGGGCUUGAGCUCUAUGGCACUGUCACAGGUGUCUGUGAAGACCUUGGCAGAGCAGCCAAGGAAGCCGAGGCAAAUUUACGAAGGCAGAGGAGACUGGUUAAAUCACAGAUGGUGAAGCACAUGGUAGUUGGAGCACGUGUAGUACGUGGACUAGACUGGAAGUGGCGUGACCAGGACGGCAACCCCCCAAGUGAAGGAACCAUCACAGGCGAACUUCAUAAUGGUUGGAUUGAUGUCACCUGGGAUCACGGAGCCUCCAACAGCUACCGCAUGGGUGCAGAGGGCAAGUAUGAUCUCAAGCUGGCCCCUGGCUACGAUCCCGAGUCUCCCCAGGUGUCCAUUGUGUCCACAGGCAUCAGUAGCUCAUCCAGCAACACCUCCACCACCUCUGCACCUGCUUCGUCAAUACCCACAAUCACCACAGCCAUAAAGACCACCAAGGUGGUAAGCACAGAAGUCAGCCAAGGUACAAGUGUACUCACAAGUCGCAAGUGUAGCUCGACACCUUCACUACCUCAGGCAACCACAGACACACACAAACACUCUGUGGCUGCAUCCGAGCAGGCAGCAUCUGAUGACAAUCUCACUGCAAAGGCUGCUGAGACAGUUGCAGAAAAUGUGCUGAGUGUGGCCAGUGCUGAAGCUCUACUGAGUGUGGAAGGCAGUGGGCGGGACAAAGGCUCAGAAUUAGCCACCCUAGUACAGUCACUCAGCCUGCAUGACCGUGACCUCACCUCUGAUUUCUCCGAUGCCAUGUCCUCUUUGGAGUCUGUGCUCAAUACCUCUGAUAUCAAAUCUGGUACGGGUGAUAUGAGUGAGGCCAUGACUGUUAUGGAUGUGGGGCUUCACCCAACUGCAGACAGCAGCAAAUCAGGCCACUUAGCCCAAGCAGGAGAAUGCCCGGCUGUGACUGUCAAUGAAGAAAAGCUCGGUGAGCUGGGCAACCUAGGGAUCAGUGGCAGCGUGAGCAGCAGCAGCAGCAGCAUUGGUGGUGUCAGCAGCAGCAGCAGGAAGCGAUGUGGGGGUGUUGUGACGGGAUCCGGGCUGCUGAGCACAGCGCAGAGCUACCCGACACUGACCUCCAGCACCACCUCAACUACCUCCACCACUACCACGGGCGCUGCGGCUUCCUCCACCACCAACCAGCCCUCCACCAACCUGGCCACCUUCCCCCACGGCCUGACCAUGAGCCUCACCUCAACGUCCAGUGACUCAGAACAAGUUAGCCUAGAGGAUUUCCUUGAAAGCUGUCGGGCAAGUACACUCCUUGCUGAGUUGACAGAUGAUGAAUUGCCAGAUCCUGAUGAUGAUGAAAAUGAUGAUGAUGACAAUGAUGACGAUGAUGAUGACUAUGAGGAAGAAGAGGAGUGCUAUGAAGUCAGUAUUUCCUCGUUCCGUCAGGUCCGUAACGGCAAGAGAAGAGGAUGGGAUGAUGAGUUUGUCAUAAAGAGACAAUUCCCAGCUCUCAUUCCAGCCUUUGACCCUCGUCCAGGACGUACUAAUGUUAACCAGACGCAAGAUCUGGAGAUUCCAGCCCCAGGCACGGAGGACCACUUGUGCGAUGCGCCAACAGAGGUAGUAAGCGGCCCUCGACUCAGUCUCACUCUGCGGGGACCCAAUCUCCCCGGGAUACCAGAAGUCGAUGUGCCCAUUACCAAGAGUUCUUCAACCAUCUUUAGUGUUGUUCAGACCCUAGUGAACACUGCCAAUUUCCCUUCACGUCAGGAGAGAUUGAGACGGAUUUGGGAGCCGACGUACACUCUUGUCUACGGUGAGGCUCGUGAAGAUGAGGGCACAGAAGGAGAAACCUCUGGCCACCAAUCCUUCCAGCGUCGCAGUUCCCGAACCAAUAUCCUCACUGAAGCUGCUGGCUCGACACACCCCGGCAGCACAAGCACCACUGCCACUGGGGAUCCUUCAGUGGAGGAUGUGCUACAGCUGCUACGUCAGUUAUUUAUUUUAGGACAGGAUAGUGCUGCAGCAGAAAAAACAGAUUCACCAAUGGAUACACUAGGAGUGAGGUGUGAAGAGUUUGAAUCCAAGAAAGUUGGAAAUAAGCUAGUCCAGCAGGUGGGAGAGGCUGUUGUCCUGGCCUGUGGUGCACUUCCAUCAUGGUGCGAAGACUUGACCUAUGCCACUCCCAUGCUGUUUCCCUUUGACACUAGACACCUUUACUUCAACUGCACUGCAUUUGGUCCAGAGAGGUCCUUGGUGUGGCUCCAAAGUCAGCGUGACGUUAGUGUCGAACGUCGUGGAGGCUUGAGACGAGAUGACCCCCAUGAGUACAGGGUGGGACGACUCAAGCACGAGAGGGUCACUGUCCCUCGCGGCCCCAAUCUGUUGCAGUGGGCUCAGCAGGUCAUGCAUAUUCAUGCAGCACGCAAAUCUAUCCUUGAGGUUGAAUUCCGUGAAGAGGAAGGCACUGGCUUGGGCCCCACUUUGGAGUUCUAUGCACUGGUGGCCGGAGAGCUGCAGCGCGCCGACCUCGGAAUGUGGCUGUGUGAUGACCAGACUGCUGACCCCAUCACCCCCCCGGCUCUUGAUGGAGGCAAUGGGAAUGGGGACUCUCAGGCCAGACCCCCAGGAUACUACAUCCGUCGCCAGGGAGGUCUCUUCCCUGCUCCCCUGCCUCAGGAUAGCUCUGUUUGUGACAAAGCUGUUGAAUUAUUCACCUUCUUGGGAAUAUUCCUUGCCAAGACUUUGCAGGAUAACAGACUUGUGGACUUGCCGUUGUCUCGUCCUUUCCUCAAACUCAUGUGCCAUGGUGAGUUUGCCAAUGUGAAGGACAGAGGCAUUGCUGGAAGCGCUAUCAAGCCUCGUGGAGGAUUGUCUUCUCUGCCUGCGGAGGAGGAUCUCAUGACCUCCUCUAUCAUUAGCGAGGAGAGCGAGAAGGAGUUGGAAUUAGACCCUCCCAAGUAUCGCAUCACAGAUACUCAGCCCUGGUUUACAGGGCUGCUUACCUUAGAGGACUUGUGUGAAGUGGAUGAAGAACGGGGAGGAUUCUUGCAGCAACUCAAAUCCCUCGUCGCCAUCAAGCAGCAGAUUGUUAAUGAUACAUCCAUCACAGAGGAGGAUCGGCGCCUCCAGCUCCACAACCUGGCCCUUCCAUUGCCAAGCAGCAGCCAGGGUGCAGGGCCUCCAGCAGUCAGACUAGAGGACCUGUGUCUUACUAUGCAGUAUGCUGCUCCUUCACGCCACUUGGGUUACACUUCCAUUGAGCUCAGGUCAGGAGGAUCUGACCAGGAGGUGACCCUAGACAAUGUGGAGGAUUAUCUUGAUCUUACCUUGAACUGGGCUCUGGAGAGUGGCAUUAGAAGGCAGUUGGAAGCUUUCCGGGCGGGAUUCUGCCAGGUGUUCCCUCUAAAGAAACUUGGUGCAUUUAGUCCAGAUGAAUUAAGGCUGAUGUUGUGUGGUGACCAGGCACCCAUGUGGACACGUGAGGAUAUCCUGGCUUACACAGAACCCAAGCUAGGAUACACAAGAGACUCCCCAGGAUUCUUGAGACUGGUGAAUAUUCUUGUAGGACUUACAGCCGAGGAACGUAAAGCUUUCUUGCAGUUUACAACGGGAUGUUCCUCACUGCCUCCUGGUGGCCUGGCCAAUCUACAUCCUCGCUUGACUGUGGUUCGCAAGGUUGAUGCUGGUGACGGCUCCUACCCGUCCGUUAAUACAUGUGUCCAUUACCUGAAGUUACCAGAUUACUCUUCGGAAAAUAUAAUGAAGGAAAGGCUCCUUGCAGCCACUCGUGAGAAGGGCUUCCAUCUCAACUAAAUAAUGAUAAAGACUUUAUGCUCAGGUGAUUGCAUUAAGAGUAUAAUAAUUCAAUAGAUUUUAUGAAGAAAAAUAAAAUUCUUGUAUUCAUGGACAAAAUCAUCAUAUUGAUGGACAAAAAAUAAAUAGUGCAUAUAUAUCAGGGCCAAAUUUCAAGGAAUGGGAGAAAUUGUUCAACAUUUCUGGACUAAUUGCAGCAGUAAUUUGCAGACCAAAAUUAGUGUUGAGUGAAAACUUUCGUGCGAAAAAAUGUUAAUAUUUGUUCCCUUGUGGCUGGUAAAAAAUGAAAGUGAACAAGUGAUAUGACUUUCUUAUAAAUAUAAAGGACUUGCUUGGAAUUUUGAGUGUGGCAUGAUCGCUGCCAAGGGCUCAGUAAUUACACAUACUUACUGACUGUCUUACUGAGAAAAAAGAAGAUGAUGAAAACCCACAGAACCAGUUGUCAACUAUCAAACCAAGAAAACUCAACAUUCUAGAAUUCAAGAAUGUGUCUGCAUUCUGAAGUCUGAGAGAUGAAUUUGCACAGUGUUAAAUGUCAUGUUAAAUGUUCCCUGGUGGAGCAGAGCACAUCUUGCUAGCUGUUAUCAUUGACAUAAACAGACUUCUUAUACCGCCUGGACCACCCUAUACAUCGGAAUCAUUCACCUUGUUAGUCAGCCCCCAUUUGAUCAAGGAUGAAAAAUUUGGUAUGUUGUACAUUUGGGUGUGAUGUGUGUGAAUGCUUUGCGGAAACCUCGGCCAGAGUAAUAUUGCACAAAUGUUUUCAUGCCAUGUGAAUGUGAUGCAUUAGACUUACAACCCUGAUGUUCUGACAGGUAUUGAUACCAUGCAGGCUGACAAUGGCCAGUUGUUGUUUUAUGUUGUCACCAUUAGCUUAUGUCUCUCUGUGAUACUGAUGUUGAAGGCAUUGCAUAGGCAGCAAAUUGUAAAUAGAGAUGUACAUCACAAAUAUGCCACUG